GGUUGCUGCUGCUGAAGCCGAGCGUCACUUCGGCUCCCACGGCAGACAUGGCGACAUUGACAGUGGUCCAGCCGCUCACUCUGGACAGAGAUGUUGCCAGAGCAAUUGAAUUACUGGAAAAACUACAGGAGUCUGGAGAAGUUCCAGUGCACAAGCUACAAUCCCUUAAAAAAGUGCUUCAGAGUGUAUCAAUAUAUGCACGAAACGAUAACUGUUAAUGGCUGUCCCGAAUUCCGUGCCAGGGCCACAGCAAAGGCAACAGUUGCAGCUUUUGCUGCUAGCGAAGGUCACUCCCACCCUCGGGUAGUCGAACUGCCAAAGACUGAUGAAGGCCUUGGUUUUAACGUGAUGGGAGGAAAGGAGCAAAAUUCCCCCAUUUAUAUCUCUCGCAUCAUUCCCGGAGGGGUGGCGGAAAGACACGGAGGCCUCAAAAGAGGAGACCAGCUGCUAUCGGUGAACGGAGUGAGCGUGGAAGGCGAACACCACGAGAAAGCUGUGGAGCUACUCAAGGCUGCGAAGGACAGCGUCAAGCUGGUGGUGCGGUACACCCCGAAAGUCCUGGAAGAAAUGGAGGCUCGCUUUGAGAAGCUGCGGACAGCCCGCCGCCGGCAGCAGCAGCAACUGCUAAUUCAGCAGCAGCAACAGCAGCAGCAGCAAACACAACAAAACCACAUGUCAUAGGUUCUUGAAGAAAAGCUGUUCGAUCCAACAUCUGAUAGUCACAAAUUUGGAACCGUGCUUCUGAAUCCCAGCACCUAGUAAAAAGAAAAAAGACAACACUGAUAAUUAUACCUGUCAAGAAGCUGUGAAUACGUGGUGUAUAAAUUCUUUACCAAGGCAACUCAACACCUUCUUUCUCUGGGGCUGAACGCCCACUGCUCACUGCUCUGUACACACACAGACCUUCCAUUCACUGCGGUGGGAAUUCUCCGCGCCACCAGAGAUGUUUUCCAGUCUGCAGACUGAAACAGUGUAACAAUAAAGUCCAUGACUUUCAGAUAAAUCACCAGGGCCAGGAUUAAGUGAAUCUUGGGUCGCUAGCUUUUCCAGAGUUGAACAAAUCCCUCAUUAGGCUCUAGUUCAAACUGCAUCAGUUCAAUAUUGUCGCCACUUAGACCUGCACAUCGUCCCCCACCCUGACUUGGGUCACGUCCAUACUGCUGAGCUGUCAGAAUUAGAAAGUUUGUUAAUUGCAGAGUCAAGGUCAUUUCCCCUCUUGAAAACAAGUAAUAUGCUAUAUUUAUACUCUUUUCAAGUAACUGAAGCAAUUGGCUUUUUAUUUUCUGUUUCCAUGAAUUUUAUUAUGCAUUUGUAGAAGUGGGGCAAUAUAGCUCAACUUUUAGUUUGCUAGAAGCAAGGAUAGAGGACUCUAGUACUGUAUAUAUUUUUUAAUUUAAGUAUUGCUUGUAUCUAUUAUUAAGUCUAACAGAAUAUAAUGUAUAUUUAUUCCACAAAAUAUAUAUUAUGAGAGUGUAUUUGUUACAAACUUAGGUCUUUUCUUACCAAGUGUUAUGAAUCUGGUAAGAGAACAAUUAGCAAAGGACCUAACUUCAUGAACGGAUGCUCAUAUAUUUAUAUAUAACCCUGCUCUCAGUAUUUUUUUUGUUUUAUAUUUUUGAUUAAUAAGCUCUAGAGAAAUCUAAGCUCUUUCUACCUACCCUGAUGUGAUGUCAUAGAAGUCUAUUUGAUAUUUUAAAGCUUACGGCUUAAAAAAACACAACAAAAUUAUGAUAUGUGUGCGUGUAUAUACAAAUACGUAUGUCAUACAAAGUUGAGAUAAGUUUUCUCAAAUAUAAAAUCAAUGUUUUGGGCAAUCUAAGAUCAGGAGUAUUAUCCCUUUCAAAAUUAGGCAUACAUAAACCAGUGAUACUAAUAUUGUGAGUGAAAAGAUACUGCUGCUUCUAGAGGGUAAGGAAACCUCACUCAUUUCACGAUUCAUGUAGGUAAACAGACAAUGAGAUAACCAUCUUUCACAAAGUGUCAUUUACUGAAAAAUGACCUGUGAGAGCCACACAUACAGAUUGUAACUUGUGACUGGCGGUAAAUCUAGGCACAUAAAUCUGAUUUUACUCUAAGGAAUGAAUAGGAAGUAAUAAUGAUCUGGGCACUUAAAUACUUUAAACCUACAACUGUACCUGAACAAAGAAUAAAUGUCCACCUGAAACAUUCUAGAUAGACCAUUGAAACUGAGGCAAAUAUUUGAAUAUUCCCUUUUCUCAAAUGCAGAAAUUGAUUCCCCAAGGUAUAGUAAAUUGUACAUUUCAGGAAACCCUCCAAAUUAAAAAUUUAUAAAGCUCAGUGUAGGAACUGUUUUCUUGAAAACUAAUCAGAAUCAUCCAGCACAUUUUUGUUGGCCCUGUCAGGUGAUCCUGUUGUCAAUGGCAAGUCUGCCUACUCUUGGUAGUCUAUCACCCAGCAGAGUAUAAGCAGCAAGGGAUCUAGGAGGUACGUCAGUUUCAACAAGGUUCUACUGUGGUAACAAACUCUCAUCCUUGGAAACUUAGCAUUUUUUAUUAGAUAGAACUGGGGGGAGGGAAAGGGGGAGGACCCUGAAUGUUCUGUAAAAUAGGUUUACAAGAGAGCAAGCAUGACUAAAGGACCGAAUAGAGACUGCUUGAGUAUUAUUCAGUUUGAAAGAGGUGGUUCUCAUUUUUAUAAGAAAAAGUUAACAAAACAUAUAUUUUAGUUAUCAUGUAACAAAGAAAUAUUAAAGCUAUUCAGGCGAUGCCACAGAUUCUCAGAAAGGGAAACUCAUCGAACCCUUGUAAUGAGAAAAUGGUCAUUUCGACACAUUUUAAUACAUUGUAUAAAUUUGGAGCUUAAGGUGAGUAUGUUUUUAUUUAGCCGUGUUUGUUACUUGUUAAAUGAUCAUGUUUUAUCAUCAGUAUAAAUAUUGUUAUGGAAUUACAGAACAAUGAUCCAAUGAGCAGAUACCUACAUUUGUGUUUUCUAGAAGUCUUUGUAUUUUUGUGUUUCAUUUGCAUAUUGUUAAGUGCUAAUAAAUGUAAGCCAGGUCGUUUGUCACAGCAAAGGGGCACCAAAGACACCUAAGGACAGAUAGCCUGUCACAAUGAUCCUGCAUACAAGUGACCAGUCAAAUGGCCAAUUUUCUUCGGUAAAAUCUAGUUGUUGAAAUGUUAAGUCUUCCCCUAAAGUUUUUAUCAAAAGCAACCAUUCCUAAAACCUAGAAAUGACACCUGUGUUUCUCUCAAGUCUCCCUGAACUCAGAGAGAAUGGGAAAAAUUACUACAACUUGUUUUAAUGCUCUUUAUUAUUAAUGAUCACAUUAGAGCUACUCACAUGUCCAAAAUCAUGUUAAAGACAUAUCAGUUCUCCUACAUGAAGCUCAGUCUUUAAUACAAUAAACAAAUUAGGUGUUAAAAUCUGUUGUUACUGUUCACCAGUGAUCUUGGUGAAUUUUAGUUCUUUCUCUUGGUUAGAUUAGUGGACAGAUUUUCCUAAACUCCUGCUAUGAUACUGAAGGCAAAUACACAUGCCCGAAACUUUUCAUUGGGCAUUUGUAUUUUGACUCUGGUACCAUUUGAAAUGGAAAUAGAAGAUCCUCAGGGGAGAUAAUGAGUUUAAAUUACAAUUGACUUUAGAAAGAAUAACAGGUUUUCCGUGCUUCAUCAUGUAAUCAAUAGGAAAUUCUCUAUGUGAAUUACUGCUAUUUUGGAAGACAAUGCUAAGAUCUAAAUACAAAAUCUAGCAUCCAGGGACUUCGAGGCUGACUCAAGAACUUGCUCAGAGAUGAAUCUCACCAGUUUACAAAUGCAGCUUUCAACCAGGACAAACCAAACAGGUCUGAUCACAGUGUAUUUUACUCAGCUGUGCCUGUAGGACUCUGAGAUGUUGUAACAUUUUGUCGACAUUAUUUUAAACAUCUAUUGUGGAUAUGUGAAUAAUACUGAAUUUCUCAUCUCCUAGCUGGUUUGUGUUUAUCAUGCAGACACAGCUUGUUAGACAAGCAUUAGGCAGCACUGUGAAGUGAAAAUCAAUGCUCUACAGGUUCGGGGGGCCAACAUAAGGCAAGAUCUCCCCAGACUCGGGAUAGUCCUACCCAUCUCAGCCCUCUCUCUGUCACCGGCUCAACGAGAGAGGGCUGUGACUAACUGUCCUGUGGACUGCGGUAUCCUGGCAUCUGAUGUAAUAUCUGGCACAAUGUAAGUGGCCAAUUAGUAUUUGUUGAAUGAAUGAAUGACAGAACAGGUGAAUACACAAAGAAAUAAAUUUGCCUUCUGAUAACUUGGAAAUUUUUACCAACUUAUGCUAAUUGGCACUAUCAUUUCUGAAUUUUAUAGUGAGAACUAGAAACUGACUCUUUAUAAACACUCCCUAGAUCUAUGAGUUUGGAAUCAAUUACUUCAAAGUCUUCAAAGGUUUGAGGACAUUUACAUAAGGAGUAAUGUUUUGGGGAUUCAGAGUUUUCACAGUGAAUAACAUCCAAUCUUUCUGGUUCUUUACGAAAGCUCCUUGACAAGGAUCAUCCAAAAUGGAACCUCAUUAAUAAGUUUUAUAAAAUAAAUGUUUUUAUUUUUUAAAAGAAGAAAAGUCAUAUCAUCAAGCAUAUUAUUAAUUCUCCCUUAGAUAUUUAUUUUUAAGGAGUUCAUAGUAAUUGGAGUUACCAUCU
Molossus molossus (Pallas's mastiff bat) is the source of this 4630-nucleotide messenger RNA. RefSeq names its product lin-7 homolog A, crumbs cell polarity complex component (gene LIN7A). The record is from RefSeq and is a predicted model, not a curated record. The coding region runs from base 91 to 681 and encodes 196 amino acids. NCBI's taxonomy places the organism in Eukaryota, Metazoa, Chordata, Mammalia, Chiroptera, Molossidae. Gene Ontology annotation, biological process: maintenance of epithelial cell apical/basal polarity; protein localization to basolateral plasma membrane; neurotransmitter secretion. Gene Ontology annotation, cellular component: synapse; MPP7-DLG1-LIN7 complex; basolateral plasma membrane. Gene Ontology annotation, molecular function: L27 domain binding. The transcript is spliced from 6 exons.